AUGGAUACUCUUCAAGAAAUAAGCAAACAAUAUUUCCGUACUGACUUGCCGCCUUUACAAGUUGGAGACAAAGUAGAAAUUACCACUAAAAACUUCAAUAAAAACGAAAAAGCCAAGAAUGAGGAAAAACCAAAACUUCGCCUGACUCACUUCAAAGGCACAGUAAUUGGACAAAAAAACCCUGGGCAAAUUAGUUAUACUUUUUCGGUAUUAAAGGAAAGCAAAGGGAGAUGGGAAAAAUUGGCAGGUGGUCAUUUGGUCGCUCCACCCCAAAGAAGAAAAAAACCAAGCAGAAAGCAGAUAAUUGCAUUGGCUUUGUUUUUCUCCUUACUAAUUCUAGAAGGGCUGUUCAUUGAUAAAGAAUACCAUAAGCAGGACCAAAACACAAAAGAAAUUAUUCAGAAAGCAGAAAAGGUGGGGGUAAAAUAUAUCCUUAAUGUUGGCUACGAUAAAGAAAGUAAUGAAAAAGUAAUCGAACAAUUAAAACAGUUUUCUAAUUUAUAUGGUGCCUUGGGCUUGCACCCAAACAGUAAUGAAGAUUUGGAAGAAGAAAAUUUGCAGUGA
Ambispora gerdemannii is the source of this 564-nucleotide messenger RNA. The record is from the annotation of a GenBank genome assembly. Lineage: Eukaryota; Fungi; Glomeromycota; Glomeromycetes; Archaeosporales; Ambisporaceae.